Molecule: messenger RNA, 2679 nt
Organism: Danaus chrysippus (African queen)
Lineage: Eukaryota; Metazoa; Arthropoda; Insecta; Lepidoptera; Nymphalidae
Source: the annotation of a GenBank genome assembly
AUGACCUCGAGAAGCAAGAAUGCCGUGCGGAGUUACGAGGCAGAGAUCGAAAAGAAUCGUGAGGAGUCCAACUGGAAGAAAGUUGUGGACCUGGCUCAGCAGUUGAAGGCCAGGUCACCUCAACAUGAGAGUCUCGCACAUUUCCUUAUCGGUGAAGGCAAAUUGGAAUCCUUUCUGGAUGAAUGUCCUCCAACUAAGGAGAAUAUUGAACGAGCUCAACGGGAAUUAUCAGAUGCGAGAGGCUACUUGACCUUAGCCACUGAUGAGGCCGGCAAGAAAGCCGGUGUGGCGUUAGAUGCACAUUUACUACUCGGAAAGUUGAAUUACGCAUGUGGUGCCUACGAUGAUGCUUUAAAACAUUACACGCUCGCAGAGUUGAAUACAUUGACGGAGAAAGAAUUACCUGUUCGCAGUCUACGGAUCGUCGCGGAAUCGUACGCUAUUAAAGGACUAUGUUUGGAACAAACCUCUCUGCCUGGCUCCACGAGCCGAUACAAACAGGCGGAAAGGGAAACGGAAAUGAUCCGCAGUUUCGAGAUAUCGUCGGAGCUGACUUUGCUGUACCUACAACGCUGCGGCAGUGCUAGAGGCGCGGGCGUCGCGCUAGAGACAGCUUUACAACGAGCACCACUCUUACACAUACGAGCUGGGAGAUUACACGCGGCUAUUGAUAGGUACCGUGAGAUGUUGACAGCCGUAGAAUCUUCAUCCACUCAGACCUUACGACUGACGCUGGCGAGGCAGCUCGCUGAAGUACUUAUGAGAGGAGUCACGGGACAGGUAUACAAAGCGCCGGUACGUCCAUUGGAUGGAGCGAAUGAGGGACCUUGGAAACCGAAGAAAUACACCGCUAUCAACCAGUUCGUUCCUCGCACGGAGCACGAAGAGGCAGUGUUACUACUGCUAGUCGGCGAGGCGAUGGCUGUGAGGGACGCUGUGUUGUCUCAGAGUACGGAGUUCGAAUCCCUGAGGGCGCAUUCACUGAGGACGGCCGCCGCGCUAGUCGACUUACUGGCGCUCGCUACGAUCAGAUGGGGACAGUUGGCUGUCGUUAUAGAGUCUCUGGAGCGCGCUAUGAAGUUUUCAUUCGGCUGCGCUCACAUCUGGAGACAACGCGCCCUCGCAACGGCAGCCGCCGCGCACCUCGAGACACACAAACAGGCAAACGGGUCAUCUGUGUGGGGCUCCACUGUUCGCGCCCUAGGAGUAUCCCGGCGCUCCGCCCCCCUCGUGCCCGGGGACUGCGCCCUCCGACUGGUGGCGGCUCACACGGCCUACAGGGCGCGAUGGAUAGAGGAGGGCAUCGAGUGGUCUGAGGAGGCUCUCAGUAUAGAGGAGGGGCGAGAGGGACCUCUACUGGCGAGGUGCUACCUCAUGUGUGGGGUUGGGUACCAGAUGAAGGCUCAGAAAACGAAUUCCAGAAUAGAUAAAGAGGCGGAAAACGACAAGAGUUUGAAGAUGUUAUUACGAGCCGUGACGCUGGACCAGAACGACCACCUGGCCUUCUACCACCUGGCGCUGCAGUACAUGCACCUGGGGCUGCUCAACGAAGCCAUGGACGCCACCCGGUCGUGCCUGUCAGUCCGCGCGGAGUGUGCGGGCGGUCUUCGUCUAGCGACGUCUCUGUGGUCGUCAGCGUGUGCGGGCGUGAGAGGCGCGCGGGCGUUGUCGGCGGCGCGGCUCGCUCACCUACACCACCCGGCCGCUCACUGGCCGCUACACAGCUUGGCAGCGCUGCAACUGCUGUGGGAGAGUGGGGAGGCAGCUCUCAGUACGGGCAAGGAGCUGUUAAAGCUAUUAACGAGCUCGGAAGAGCUGGACCCGGAGCACGCCGACGGGGCUGAGCUGGACGCGCUGUCUGACUCACAGAGGGACGAUGGACGGAGCACCAGGGACGCUGCAUCUAUCCGCGCGGAGUCAGCGGGCGCGUACCGCAUGGAGCGCGCGUUGUCGGAGGGCGCGUCCUCGGUCACCAACAAGCCCCGCAGCGCGCUCGCUGAACACAAGGCGCACGCCUGGCUACUACUGGCUGACUUGUACCUCAGGUUGGACCGUGUUAGCGCGGCGGCCGGCUGUGUGUCCGAAGCCGCUACACUAACUCCUUUUAGUCACCUCGUGCUCUACACCCGCGGGCUGGUCCACGCGGCGAGCUCCAACUGGGAGGAGGCGCGCCAGUGCUUCACCAACGCGCUGGCCAUACACCCCACACACCUCGACAGCAUCGUGCAGCUCGGUCUGUGGGGCGCCGCUUACUAUAUUCAUAACAUAUACAUACACUAUCCUACCUCCACUAAUCGCCCCCCAAAUUUGGCGCCCUGGGCCGUCGCUCCAUCGCGCCCCCGUGUACGUACUACAUACCAUAUCCCUUCACACGAUGUCACUCUUCAGAAAUCCCCUCGCUUCCUGUUAUAUGUUUUACGUGUACUAACGCGGAGUCUCCUUUACCCAGGCGCCACCUACUACUCCCUCGGCUGGCUCCGUCUCGCCGAGCGCACGUUCCGCGAGGCGGGUUCUCUAGAGCCUUCCCGCGCGGACACGUGGCGCCGCCUGUCGCUGGUGUUGUCCGCGCUGGGCGAGCCGGCCGCCGCCGCUGACGCCGCCGCCGCCGCGCUGGCGCUGCACCCGCUGCAUUCUGCGCAUGCGCUACACGCGCUCACUGCGGACAGACUGCCGCUAUGA